Messenger RNA from Alligator mississippiensis (American alligator), 16960 nucleotides. RefSeq names its product SIM bHLH transcription factor 1 (gene SIM1). The record is from RefSeq and is a predicted model, not a curated record. The transcript is spliced from 12 exons. Gene Ontology annotation, biological process: regulation of transcription by RNA polymerase II. The coding region runs from base 7799 to 10006 and encodes 735 amino acids. Gene Ontology annotation, molecular function: DNA-binding transcription factor activity, RNA polymerase II-specific; RNA polymerase II transcription regulatory region sequence-specific DNA binding; protein dimerization activity. Lineage: Eukaryota; Metazoa; Chordata; Crocodylia; Alligatoridae.
UUGCCCUCGGCCAUCACCUCUCAGCUGGACAAAGCUUCCAUAAUCCGGCUCACCACCAGCUAUUUAAAAAUGAGGGUGGUUUUUCCUGAAGUCUCAGUAGGCUCCCGUCCUGCGUGAUUUCGAGCGGGUCUCGUCAAUUAUUGGUGCCUAUGCAGCGGGUUGUUGGAUCAGAAGAAGCAUAUGGUGUUGCUUGUCGGCUCUGAGUAAUCAUGGGAAGAGAAGAAUAGCUGAUCCCAGUCCCUCCGUGGCAAAGCGGAAUGUUUGAAUGCACUGGGGAAUUGCGUGGCAAAGUGCACCGGAGCCGGAGCCGCUGCUGUCCAAAGCAUAUGCUAAUUUGAGAAAAGAGACAGAGGAGGAGGCUAAACAGCGCGCAAAGCGGCAGAGCCCGCCGAGCCUAAUUAAAGGCGAGCUGCAAAUGAAGAAGGCAGGCAGGCACAAAGAGUCUGGCUCAAAAGAAGGGGCGGUGGUGGAAAUCCCCUGGACGCGCAUGUGUGGCGUCCGCUCUUGUAGCCAGGAGAAGAUAAGAGAGUCCUGGGGACCUUAGGGUUAGGAGGGACCUCAUUUAGUCCUGCUCCCCCUGUAUUUCCCUCUGGUUCUGUUUGCGUGUGAGAGAAGAGGGUGCAGGACAGACCCCGAGCAAUCAGAACUCUUGGUAGACGGGAUAUCUUUUUAUUCGACCAACUAGAUAGUUGCAAAAAAAAAAAAAAAAAGUCUUUAUUUGCAAGCUUUCGGGCACACGCGCCCAUCUUCAGGCAUAGGAGAGUGCAAAGAUCGCAACAUCUCUCGCCGAGCCACCCAAACAGAAGCAUGCCUUGCUCAGGAUGGGCUAUUUGGCUGCACUGAGCUGUUCGGGAAGUAGUCUCCCUCCUCCGUAGUUCAGAAGAGCUCUGGGUGUGUGAGUAAGAAGCACGAAUCCCAGCCACUGGCACUCAACCCGCCAUACCUGUGGGGAUGAGCUGGACGCGUCUGUGUCCAGAUCAACAGGGAGGAUAGUUUAUCACCUUUCUUGAAGGGGGGAGCAGGGACUCCAGGCGCAUCCUGGAUUUCCCGGGGGAUCUCGGGCCUGAGCAAAGCAAAGCUGUAAUGCCUCGCGGUAACUGGGGCUGCAGGCAGUGGCCCACCCCAGGAUGUACUUAGCCCAUACAAGUUUUAUCUAUAGCAUUUUCUGAGGUGGGGGCCUGUGUCUCCAGUCCAGGUCUCGCCUACUUAUUAGCUUGUGGGGCAGCAGCUAGAGGGGGUCAAGGAAACUACAUCGCGGAGCUGGGAGGGAAAAUUGAAGAAGGGAGCAGGGAGAAAUCGUUGACUAUAUUUAUCUGUGGGAAUCUUCCUGCUAUUUCUUAACCCAUGUGGAAGAAAUUGAUAUGAAGCACUAGGAGAGACAUUAGGACUAGGACAUUAGCACUAGGAGAGACAUAGAGUGGAGAUAAACAGGCUAAGGAAGAUGGCGAAAUAACACGUCAUCACAGGACAUCCUACGUCACCGAUCUACUAGUUUCUAAAUCUCUUAUUGGAAUAACUAUGCCUAAGGGGUAUCUAGUUAAUAACAGCUACAGUGCAACCCUUACAACUGUAUCCUUAUUAAUCUAAUGAAUUAACAUCUAUUUAGACUGAUUAUAAAUGGUUACAUCUAGGAAGAUAUAGACUCCAUACGCAGGUAGAGAAUUGUGAAUAGACAGAAAUAGCAUGCGGACAUCUUUCCCACAUAAUCAUUUGUAAUCAUUAUGUAGCCAGAUUUUGGAUUAUUUUUAGAGUUUGUUUGGUUUUUUGGCGUAAAAUAGAUACACACAAAGCAAUCACGGUGCCGUUUUUUAUGAUUCCUUCCAAUAUCAAUCCGAAGAUGUUGUUUAUUGAAUGCAGCUAAUGAACGUCCUAAUGCUAGAGGGAAAGCUACCAUGAUAUCACAUUAAGCAAACGCUUUAAAUGAAUAUGACCAUGAUGCUCCCUCCUGAGUUUGUGUUUAGGAUACGGUUUAACUCUUAAAUUAAUUCUCUGGGAAAAGCCGGUUUACAACACUUGGACGUUUCCCCUGUUUCUAGUUUACUGGUCUAGAUUUAACCUAGGAAGGGAGGAAAUUGUGCUACCUAAAACACAAACAGGAAAAUCAGCGGCUUGGGCAAUUCGCUUCGGUUUGGUACAAGAAGAGAGUUAAACUUCCGUGGAGAGAAGAAUCUGCAAGACAAACAGGGGUGUGCAGUGGCCCUCUCGCUCUGGGAAAUGACCAAAAGCCAUCCCGGUGCCGGCGGGCUGCAGGCGAGCUGCAGUAGCCUUUCAAAAACCCGAGGAUAAGAUGUAGUCCUAACACUGCGGUGUAAUAUUAAAUAGCCUCCUACAGCAUCAAGGGUAAAGCACGUACAGCGAACCUCUGGCAUUGUUUUCUUUCCCACAUAGAUGUACACGGGAAAACUACAUAUAGAUCUGUAGUCUUGCAGAUCUAUAUAGCAAGGUCGUGGUCUUUAUUAUUAUUACAGUUAUAAUUAUUACUACAACUAAGAGGACACGCCUGAUCCGAGCAAGCCACAGCACUGAAAUGAAUAUAUUUUUGGUGUAAUAUAUUUUGAUAAGAAAACGCUUCUCUGCGAAGAAAUAAUUUAGAAAAACGAUCACAGAAAAUCGCUAUACAUCGGUAGGUAGUUUCUCUAAACAGAACGGCGUUUAAUUACAAAGAGUCUAGCAAAGCCUCUGUUUAAAUAAACCUUUGUAGAAUAAUAAUGGUUAGUAUUUCAAUAUUGAAAUCCUUAAUCUUGUUUUAUUUUAGGGGGAUAAAAGACUAACAGAAGAAAAAAAAAAAAACCUUUCCCACGUGGAUAGGUGAUUUAAUGCUGUUUUUCUUACUGCUGAGGGAAAUGAUUGAGCAUUAGGUUUCAAUGUUUAUUUUCUUACAGAAGUUUUUCUCAUUUAAAAGCCUUUAAGCUGCAGUUUACUCUCCACGCUGCCUUUCUGUGCUUAAUACCAGUUUUGAUGUCGACUUAAAAUGUGAAGUGCAGGACUGAACUCUCGCAUAACAGUUGCAAGAGCAGAUUUAUGAGUUAGAAAGCAUACGGAAGAUCAAUGGAUUAAAUCAUAUUUUCUUUAGAAACAUCCCCUUCCCUGGCUAAUAAAAAUAACUUUUUUUUUUUAAACUGGCGGAUGCUUUUCGACCUUCGCAUCCAUACCGUGUGAAAUAGUGAACUCCUGCAAUCAUUUUCAACUUAGGUUACUUGUAAAGAAAAUUACCUUGAUUUGUAUCCUUCCUUCUAUAGCGAUCUGGGUGUAUUUCGAACAUGUUGGCUCCUUUUGGGGGUUGACAGAGGGACGUUUGCUUACAGUUUAAAGUAUUUACAUUUCUGUGCCCGCCAGAAAUAAAAAACGCUCGUAUUUCAUGGUAUUUCAUUCUCAAGUGCACCAGUAUUGGCGUUUUCUUCCAUUCAAUUCCAGUAAAGUGGUGCUUAUUCAGGCAACAUUUUUCAUUUAAAUAAACAGGAACGUUUCUUAGCUAAUCUUGUUGCAAAUGAACGCAUGUGAUUUACCGUAGACCUUUUAAAAAACCCAUAAUUGAUAUCAUUUAAUGUGAAGCCUCAAAGGAAAACGGAUGUUUUGUGGCAGCCUUUUUUGGCUGGGAUUUUAGGUUUCAUUAACCGGUGCCUGUUAAAUUAACUCAGAAAUCAUCCUUGUCUGCUACAAGGCUAGGCACUGGGAGCAGGCAAAACAGGACAUCCUGAGUAAACUAUUUAAUUAAACAGUUAAUGAACUCAGUUUGGUUCCUACACACAACACUCAAUUGCCUUUUUUGUGACUGGGGCCGGUUGGUAUUAAUUGCAAUUGCAGCAGCUGACAGAGAGAAAAAAUAAGGCUGUCUUUAAUAGCUGAGUCGAUCUGGUUUCCCCCCAAGAAACUGCAGUAAGGAAUACAGGAAAGUAGCCAUGGCAGGACAGGGAGAUCAGGAAACAUGAAAGGGGCUGCUUUAACAAGUUACAUCGGGACCACGGAGGCGAAACGUCUGUACAGUCGUAAAGCUUUAUGAGUGGCUUCACCUAGCAGGCUUCGUGGAGACACCAUACAGGGAAGGGAAGGAUCUGCUGCUUGAAGGGCUGGGCCACGCUCUGUGCCAGUGCAAACAUUGCCCAUAUCCUGGGGUCUUCGUGCAGCCUUCAUCCCCUUGCAUCCCCACUGGUACAGGCCUAUUGGGGCAGACAGUGUUUUUUUUGCUCGGGAAUUCCCUCGAGCCAGCGCUUCCUUUGGUACCCAAGGCCUUCAUGCCUUCCCGUGUCGUUGCUAUGAGCCUGUGAGUGAUCGCGUCCAUCAGCUGAAAGUCAACAGCGCAAAGGUGCGAGGGCUGAAGGACAAUGAGACAAGAUGCUUAAGGACGUUGUGGGCUCUCCCUCACUGGAGGUUUUCGAGAAGACCCUGGAUAGGCAUCGAUCUGGGAUGGUUUGGGGCUAGCAAAUCACGCAUCCACCCAGCUGGCUGAACUAGAUGACCUAAGGUCUCUUCCUAGGAUUAAUUUCUUAUCAUCAAGGUGGAGGCUUCCCUUUUUUUGGCUUUUCUUUGGCCUAAGUCCGGCGCUGGUGUGGUGUCUUGUGCGCCAGGGAUACUGGUAGGGAGCCGAGGAUUCAUUUUGCCUAACAGGACUCUGCCCAGCCAUUCUGGGCUUUGCUCCGGAGAGCCCUUAGUUACUUAGUAUUGCAGGAAAGGACCAAUUGCAAGCCAGAUCGGCCAAGUGAAACUAGUAGGAAGGCAAAGACUAAGGAAAAGGAACAACCAAUAACCAUGUCUCCUUCCUCUGUUAUUAACAUUAGUUGCACAAUAUCGCUUUUGUUUUCUGAGAUGAGGAUUUAGGGCCUGAUCUGAGGUUAUUUUCCGCUCCAUUCCCCACCCCCCCCCCAAAAAAAAAACUUCGAGGAUAAUAAUUUUUUUUUAACCCCACUUAGAACCACGAGCCACAAAUCCAGGACAAAUUCUGCAGUCAUUUAGGUAAAACUCUGUAUUGAUUUCAAUGGGGACUUCUCUGGAGUAGGACAUAAAGUAUUAGGGCAGAGGAUUACUCAGAAAGAAUUUUUUAUUAAGCACAAACUACAGUGAAGAAUCUGUAAAGAUACACGGUUUAGGCAAAAGUCUGCUGAUUUCCUUCAAACCUAUACCUAAAUAAAGACAGCAGGAUCAGAGCCCAAUGCCGUUACUUAACCACGGGUUAUUUCGUUUGGAAUUUUAUUUUGGUUGUAAUCAUUUAAAAUAAAUCAGCAAUCUGAACUACCGAUAUUCCUAUAGGGUCUCAUCUCUAACUGAAUAUAUAUUUAGUACCCGUCGUUUCUUGGGUCGAUCUGUUCCCGCACUGUUCAAUUUGGCACUCAGCAUUAUGGACUGUCAGAGUGCAGCCUCCAAGUGCGUUCAUCACCAAAGGCCAGCAAUUAGCUUAAACGAGGGUAAAUGCGAGGAACAGCCUCCACAAAAAUACCCUUCAAGGGCUCUGUUUUUUCAGCUCAGAAACCUCCCCCGCCACCACCAGCCGUCAAUUUUUGGCCCUUAUCUUUCAUUGAGAAGCAUCCUAAUCUUGGAGUGCAAAGUUUGUUCUGAGGCAGUUGUUUUCGCUUCCCUGAACCCCAGUUUUGCUCAGGUUUUGUAUGAUAUUUCAUUGGGGGAGUGAUCCUUGGGAUCUGACUCGCAAUGAGGCAGACUUGUCAUUGGACAGAAACUAUUCAUCAACCCAACUUCGCCAUUGGUUCCUGGCAUUAAAGAUUGGAUCAAUCAAAAAUGGAGGGUGGAUAUUGUUAGCUCAAAGCAGCAGGUUCUUUUAGCAGUGGGUAUUACAUUGUCCUUAUCUUAGGGCGUCCUAUUCGUGUGAACUAGCUUGUGCAGCCGUCUGGGCGUGUGUGAAUGAGAAUAAAACAUUGCAAAAGCCCCGGGAAUCCUAAUGCUUCAGCAGAUGUGGCCGAUACAGUUAGCUCCUGUGCAGAACGGUAGAGACGCUACCUUUGCUAUAUUCUAAAAAAGUUGGACGUUUCAGUGCAACUUUUCUACGGAUAAAUUGUUAAAAGAAAUGUGGAAUCAGAUCUCAGUCCCGGACAAAGCUAAUGUUUUGUUGUUGUUGUUAAUUCGGACCCUAAUUUGCUCUAAUAGUCCAGACAACCCCACGCGUUGGCUAAAACCAAAAUGUAGUCGCUCCCUUGCAGCUUCAGUCGUCUGUUUUAUAUAAAAAUACAUCCUCCAGUGGAGGAGAUCGUUAUUUUGGGGGCAUCUUGUAUAUUUUGUCAAGAGUAUAACAUUCAAUUCGGAAGGAAAAGCUCAUUCAAUUUAUUUUUGCUGCUUGCAAUAACACAGCUGGAGGAUGCCCCGCGCCCACGCUAGACGGUGGCUCAUCAUUCAUUCGCCAAGAACUGGCCUAAAUGGUGCCUGUGGGAUUAGGUCAAUUUUAGUGGAUCUACUUCGCCUCAUUUGGUUACUAAUUGGUUUCUUGUUUUAUAAAUCGAAAUCUCAUUUUCAGGAAAUUACAAAACCCGUGCAGCCAGUCCAUUGAGGUAAUCCAUGGGUCAGGGGGUAUUUAAAUGGAAAAGGUUCUACAAUGCAUCAAGUAUAAAGCGACAGUAAAACUUCUCCUAGAUGUUCAAAUGAAAUGUGAGCUAGUUGGCUCUUUAGGUCCAUAAUAGAUACAUCCCUUCUAAGGCUACUUAUGCAAAUAUGACUAACCAGACUCGGGCUGGCGGAGGGGGCUCAGAGAGAAAAGCACAUUUUUAUCUACUAAGGUUAAUGUGGCAUAACUUGGAAAUCUUCCAAAAUAGAUUAUGUUUUUCUUUGUCUUUGGCCACUUUAGCUGGGAAAAUCCUUUGCCUAAAAACGAUUUAGUUAUCCUUCCCCUCACAAAGCUGCUUGUUUCUAUUCCAAACCUAUUAUUCUGUUGGCCUCUCCAAAUUACAAGAGAAUCUUUAGAUCUUGUUUCCAGUGUAAUCCUGAAGCAAAAGGACAGCUGAUUUCCUUGUUUUGUUUUAAAGAAGACAAUCAAAGGAUUUGCGGAAUUUUCUGCGGUAGGUCAAGUGCAAGAAAUCAGUCUGCUUCCCUCGCUAAAAGAAAAUUGGAUGUUAAAACGAAGAAACAGUCAGAUAGAGUUUUAAAGUAACAGUAGUGGAGAGUUUUUCCGUGUGUAACCUUUAAAAGCCGAAUUUUAAAGGGCACGAGGAGAGCAAUUAGAUUUGUGUUGCCACUGACUGAAAAUAAUCUCCAACUGAAAAGGUACUGAAAGAACUAGCUAUCACAAAGAGCUAGCGCAUGUGAUAGGCUUUCGAAAAGCCGGUUCAGGUAGACAAGUGAAAACAUUUAAUUAUAAAACAUUAACAGACAUAGCCAGCCAGCGAAGGGUUUCCACCUGAAGCAUAUAAGGAAGAGUGCAACGCUCCGUGGAAAAAAAAAAAGUGUUCCUGAAAAAAAAGUUAACUUGUAAUGUGCAGGAGCUAUUCAUUAACUCGCAAGGCUCGGGCUAUUUUCCCUUUUAGGAGCAGAAUAAUUAGUUCCGUACACUUGGCUUAAUAAACAACUUAAAAUCCAGGCGAGGGACACACAAGAGCCUUUAUUGAAUGUAGGAGUCUGUUUUCCUGCUGCUUCGGGUAGGAAGAAGCAGGAGUGGUUCUUUCCUCCCCUUUUAAUGGACUUCAUUGUUGGAAACAACCAACCAAGCAAAACGUGUCAUUAAGCACCAAGUCGUAGAGGACUGUUCGGUCUUGGAGUGGAAAAUUGCAAAGGUGGCAAGAGGAGGUUAGACCUGUUUCAUUCCCAGUUUAACUGAGUGUCUAGUAGCCUCAUCACGGGCUCAAUCACCAAGCGCCUAGAAUAGAUGCUUUCCAGUAGCUCCCAGCUCCAGUGCAGUGAAUGGACUUCUGCUACGUUUGGGUACUGGAAAGGCUGGAAGUCCGUAGGACUUGGAGAAGCCUGGGGCCACUCUAGUCGCACCAGCCCUUUGGAUAAUGUUGGACGGGAGCUGGGAUCUCAUCUUUUGCAGACUUUGGAUGGUUUCAUAUUUGUGGUGGCCCCCGAUGGCAAGAUCAUGUACAUCUCAGAGACGGCCUCCGUUCACCUGGGUUUAUCGCAGGUAGAGCUGACCGGGAACAGCAUUUAUGAAUACAUCCACCCCGCCGACCACGACGAGAUGACCGCGGUGCUCACAGCACACCAGCCUUACCACUCCCACUUCGUGCAGGAGUACGAGAUCGAGCGGUCCUUCUUCCUAAGGAUGAAGUGUGUCCUGGCCAAGAGGAACGCCGGCCUGACCUGCGGGGGCUACAAGGUUAUCCAUUGCAGCGGGUACCUGAAGAUCCGCCAGUACAGCCUGGACAUGUCCCCCUUCGAUGGCUGCUACCAGAACGUGGGCCUGGUCGCUGUGGGCCACUCGCUCCCUCCUAGCGCAGUGACGGAAAUCAAGCUGCACAGCAAUAUGUUCAUGUUCCGAGCCAGCCUGGAUAUGAAGCUCAUAUUCUUAGAUUCCAGGGUAGCUGAGCUAACAGGUUACGAGCCUCAGGACCUGAUCGAGAAGACCCUCUACCACCACGUCCAUAGCUGUGAUACUUUCCACUUGCGCUGUGCUCAUCAUCUGUUGCUGGUGAAAGGGCAAGUGACUACCAAGUAUUACCGCUUCCUGGCCAAGCACGGCGGCUGGGUGUGGGUGCAGAGCUACGCCACCAUCGUGCACAACAGCAGAUCUUCGCGGCCCCACUGCAUCGUCAGCGUUAACUACGUCCUCACGGAAACUGAAUAUAAAGGACUACAACUAUCCCUGGAUCAGGUUACAGCAACAAAGCCAUCGUUCUCAUAUGCAAAUUCAACUCCAACCAUAACGGACAACAGAAAAGGAAGCAAAUCACGCCUCUCAAACACAAAGUCAAAAUCAAGGACAUCACCAUAUCCACAGUAUUCUGGAUUUCAUACAGAAAGAUCUGAAUCUGACCAUGAGAGCCAGUGGGGUGGAAGCCCACUCACUGAUACUGCUUCUCCACAAUUACUGGAACCUGCUGAGAGACCAAGCUCACAACACCAUGAUGUCUCCUGUGCCUAUAGACAGUACUCGGACCGCAGCGCUCUCUGCUAUGGCUUUGCACUUGACCAUUCUAGGUUGACCGAUGACAGACAUUUCCAUACUCAGGCCUGUGAAGGUGGCAGAUGUGAAGCUGGUAGAUAUUUCCUGGGCACACCACAGCCUGGAAGAGAGACUUGGUGGGGUUCUCGUUCAGCAUUGCCCCUGACCAAAUCAUCCCCUGAAAGCAGAGAAGCAUAUGAGAAUAGCAUGCCCCACAUAACUUCAGUUCACAGGAUUCAUGGGAGAGGACACUGGGAUGAGGAUAGUGUUGUUAGUUCACCCGAUCCAGGCUCUGCUAGUGAAUCAGGAGACCGAUAUCGUCCUGAACAGUAUCAGAAUAGUCCACACGAGCCCAGCAAAAUUGAAACUCUAAUAAGAGCUACUCAGCAAAUGAUUAAGGAGGAAGAAAACAGGCUACAGCUACGGAAAACAACUCCUGAUCCAUUGGUCUCUCUUAACGGAGCAGGGAAAAAACACUCCCUUUGCUUUGCUAACUACCAGCAGCAGCAGUUGACAGGCGAUGUCUGUCAUGUUCCUACAGUUGCCAACACCUCUCCAUGUGAACACAUUCAGCAACGAGACGGGAAGAUUAUGAGCCCACAUGAAAAUGACUACGACAACAGUCCUACGACACUGUCUAGAAUAAGCAGCCCAAAUUCUGACCGAAUUUCAAAGUCCAGUUUGAUACUAGCUAAAGACUAUCUGCAUUCAGACAUGUCCCCACAUCAAACCACAGGAGACCAUCCAGCAGCUUCUCCAACCUAUUACAGCUCACACAGGCAGUACUUUGAUAAGCAUGCUUAUACGUUAACUGGAUAUGCUCUUGAACAUCUAUAUGACAGCGAAACUAUUAGAAACUAUUCCUUGGGCUGUAAUGGAUCACACUUUGAUGUGACUUCUCAUUUAAGGAUGCAGCAAGAUCCAGCACAGGGACACAAGGGGACCUCUGUUAUAAUAACCAAUGGAAGCUGACAUUUUUUCUAAUAUAUUUUGUUCUUUAAAAAACAAAACAAAACAAAACCCCCCCUUUGAAAUGUAAUUGGAAGAUAUAUAUGUUUUAAGACCCUGGUUACCAGCAUUUGAUAUACCACAAUGCACUAGAGAAAAUACCUAAAGUACUGGGGAAAAGUUAGUAGAUGUGUUCAUUUAAAAAUAAUGCACUGGCAUUAGGGUUAUAGUGAAUACAACUAAAUACAAUGUGGCUGUCAUAUUAUAUAGAAAAGCUGGGAAAGGCUUGGGCUGGGUUGGCUAAGCAGACUUUUGGUAGACAAGUUGAGCAGUUUAUGCACCCUGGGCCCAUCUGGACAAGAUGCUUUACUGUACAGCAGAUUAAUUUGCUGCACAGUAAAGCAUCACCGUCUACAUGUACAUGUGAGUGGCAGUUAGGGUGCAGUAGACUAAUUUACUGUGCUGCCAGAUUGUCCCAUCAGAUACAAGUGGUAUCUGGUAGCACAGUAUUUUACUGAGCUUAAAUGCACAUGUAGACAGUGACAUCGGGAUUAAUUUACUCUGGUUCAAUUUGAGAUGGAGUAUAUUUCAGUUGUAUUAAUUGCACAUGUAAACGCACCCACUGACUAAUUUAAUACAUACUAAAGCAUCAGCAUCUACAUGUGCACAGCAUUUACCGUGUGGUAUUUUUGUCUAAUGUGCUGUUUUCUAGUACCUGUACAUACAGAUACUAGAAAUUAGUGCAUUAAACUGAUGCACCGAAGCACACAUGUAGAUGCUGACUGGAAGCAAAUUGCUCUCAGUCAGCCUAGGCAACAGUGGGCCACAGGGGAUGGAGAGAGCUGUCCUGGCUCAGCAGGAUGCUGCCUCUCAGUUGCUUGGAGUUUGGGACCUGUCUUCAUCUCAGUGUGGCUGGGAGAGCUGUCCCAGCUGCUGGGCAGCUGCCUCCAGGCCACAUGGAGAUUGGGACGGGAUGGGUACUGGGGGUAAAUUAGUAGACACAUCUCAAUCCCAUCAGAUGGGAUGGAUACUGAUCACCAGGGAUCCUGGUUUUCUCCCAUUAAAAAAAAAUCCCUAAUUUUUGGUUUAAAAAAGUAACCCAAAAUACACAUUUUUCCAUGCUUAAAAUGAAACACAACUAAUAUAUAUAUAUAUAUAUAUAUAUAUAUAUAUAUAUAUAGGUGAGAAUUGGGGAUUUUUUUAUCAGAGAAAACUAGGAUCCUGGCUGACCACCACAUGGCUGGGAAGCAGUUGCCUGCCAACUGGUAUGGCUCUCCCCUGCCCUGCAGAAUCAGGAUCAGCCCUGUAUACCCUCUGCCAGCAUGGGGCUGAUGCCUGAGGAAGCCAGGCAGUUUAGGGCUGCUCCUGCCCUGCUCCGCCCACCUGCAGCAGCAGCAGGUGGGAAGAGCAGGGCAGGAGCAGCCCGAAACUGAACCGCUCCAGCUGAGAGCCAGCCCUGAACUGAACUGAAACCCUGUCCUAAACCCUAGACUGCCGCCCUACACUGAACUGCUCUGGUUGAGAGGCAAUUUGCUCCCAACAGGCACACGUUCAGAUGCAUAUGGAAGCCCAGUAUAAUAUGCCUGAAUUUUCUGUGCAGAAAAUUUAGGUUCAUUAAUUGCACAUGUAGACGCGCACACUGUGUAGGACUUGGCUGAUGAAAAAUGCUCCCAAAGGAACCCUCUGAAUUGCACAUACCCCAUAGGUCUUGGUCAACUUUAACUGCUAUGCACUCCCUACAUAUAAAAACAUGGAAUAUAUACAUUUAAAAUGUGCAUUAAAAUUUGUAUCUUUGGUGAUUUGUUUAUUCCAGUAAACUCUAGCUAUUUAAUGCUGCUCAGUGCAUCCAUGGGUGGCCAAAAGGAAGAAAAGAGAAUGAUUCUCAGAAUUGUUACUUCUUUGCAUACUCAUAUUCUUAGUUGUACACAUGCUUGACUUGAAAUAUGUAAAUUGAGCAAUAUAUUUACGAUUACAUAGAUAUAAUAUUUACUUAUACAGUAUUUAAAGGAAGGAACUGAAAAGGGGUUAUUUUUCAGUUUCUUUUGAGCAAUACAGAAUUGAUGUAGAGGUUGAAGAUACUUUGAGUGGCAAUUACAUUUUGGAAGAUUGCAUAAAAUGGCUGGUAGAGUUAAUAGGAGACAAUUAGUGAAAAGGAAAUGCAGAAAGAGGCUGCGAGUGGCCCAAGACAAACAAAUUUAAUCCUAUGGUUAUGUAAAAGUACAUACACCAUGAAGAGGAGACUCAGAGUGGGUUAGAUAUACGGGAGGAACUGCUCUAAAAUUACUGCAAGGCUGGCUGUAAAAUACAACUAGGUGAGUGUAAAAAUAUGAGUUGUAAGGAAGACAAAUACUGCAUGGUGGUUGUGGUGAAAUUUCAAAAAGCCUGUGGGUACAUUAGGAAAAUAAAGGAGAUUGUAAAGAUUCUAGGGUAGCAAGGCUGACAGACUACUGAAGUAAUAGGCAUGACUACAAGAAAGACAGGGUUCUUGUCUUACUCAUACAGUCAAUAGAGCAGAGAUGUCAAAAACAGUCAGGUAAUAAUCAGGGGAAGACAAGAAAGAAACUGAAGGAAUCGGGAUCCUGAGAAAUUUCAGUUAUUCUUUGUUAAUGGGCUUGCCAAAGGAUGCAGAGGAAGCUAUAGUAAAUAUAUUGAAAAUCCACAUUUGCAAGGAGAUAUUAAUAAACUGCAAGCAAGACAAUGUAACAUCAACAACUAAAACAUUUAUAUAAGGGAGAUCAUUGUUACAUUUAUUGACCCCCUUCUCACCCAUAAAAAAUCAAUGGGAAUCUUGCAAUUGAUUUAAAAAGGAACUAGACUUACUGCCAGUCGCCACUCAUAAUAGGAUGGGCAUUGGGGUGAUUAGAUAAAUGGAAUGGACAUUUCAGACUGGCUUGGCUUAUGAUCCAAGGAAGCUAGACACAUGGGACUUUACCAGCAAUGGUCAUAACAUAUCCAUCCCAAUGUACGAGAUAUCUUACAAAUAUUAGUUUUCAAAAUAGGGAUAAUCCAUGCAGAGAUGACAACAAAAAAUAACAAUCUAGAUCACUUAAGCAGAGUUUAACCAUAAGACAAAAAUAUGUAUGAUCUUUAAACCUGGAAUACUGAUCACUUUGAGGCAGAUUGUAGUACUUGAACUGAAUAAUAUUCUGUCCCACAAGAAAUCCUUUUUGACUUGUUAUCGCUUUGAGUGAAUGGUACAUGAACAUGAGGAAUGGUAAUACAAUCCAAUCUUUAUUAUCUAAAACUCACAAUAAAAGGUAGUGCAGAUCGCAAGCAGAAAGAUAAAGAGACUGAAAGGUCUAAUAAAACUUUAAAUAAACUAAAUCUAUCAUCGUUGAGGAAAAAAUUCACAGGGAAUGUCAGUGCUGUAAACAAAUUCUGCAGAGAAAAGAGUGUAGAUAACAGGAUAAGAGAUCCAUUUAAAUUAGUGGCAGAUAUGAGAGACAAGGCAUUAAAUGUUAGCUAAGGAAUUAUAAAAACAAGAUGAAUUUGGAGAGAAUUUUGUUUAACAAAAUGUAAAAUGUUGAAUGAACUAUAAAAGUAAAAAGGGAGCAGCUAGUAUAAAUCAUAUUUUUAAAAGGUCAAACCAAAACAAUAUUUGAUGUUGGGGCAAUAGUACUGGCUCAGUGGGAGGGAUAAGCCAAAAUGGACUUCAUUCAGCCCAGUAAUUUUUUUAUAUAGUCCUAAAAAUUAGGAGAGGGUAUUUUUGAUAAAUUUAGUUCUGGAUGCAUCUUUAUUUAGUUUGUAUCUAUAAAAUAUUAAUAACUUUGUAGUACAAAAGAUAUGAUUUGCCAAGUGAAAUAGAGUAAAAAUAUGUGCAUUGCAAAAGUGACUAUUGUCCUACAGUAUGACAGGCACCUUCAGAACCACUGCACUUAUAACACCAAGUCAGUACACUUAUAGUCUACAUUUCUUCAUCUAGAAAAGAGACUGUUCUAUGCAAUACCAUUUCCUCGUUAUUAUUUAGUGUUAUCCUAGAAUUAAAGUUUCCAGUAGCUAUAAUUAAUUAGUUUUAUCUUACUUUGGUACUGGAAUUUUCAGUAGUUCCAUGCCAGCAUAAUGAUAAUGAUAGAUGUGGAGAGAUGCAAUGUAGUGAAUAUAACAUCUAAAGUCUCGGCCCCUCACCUGCAAAGACUGACACUUGUUCACUCCCUACACAAGAUGGCAGCAGUUGUCACUCUUAGUGCUUCCUUGUCAUUGGCUGGAGAUACGUGCUUCUAUAGGCUACGUGACUGGUCAGCCUUCUUUCUUAAAAAGACCAAGUACAAGAGACAAAAAUGUCAUCCUUACUUCAGAGUUGGCAGGGAGUUUUAAUGCAAUUUUGAAUUUUGUGGAAGCUUAGGAACCCACAAUCUGCUACAUCCUGUUUAUAUACUAUAUGAAAACAAGCUUGCAACCUUAACUAAAUGCAUAUAACAUGUGCUUUCCAAUAGGACAUAAAGUUUUUAUUUGUCCAUGACAUAUUUUAUACAGCUCUUCAUUUAACAUUAAAAAAAAUAGAGCGCUUCAAUAUUGUUCAAGGACCAUAUUCUUUUUUUUUUUAAACAAAAUUGAGAUGAGCUAUUUGGGAAAGUUUGAAAAGCAAGAUAUUGUCUAUGAUAUUUUUAAAAUAUAUCCUAUUAGCUUAAUGCUAUCACUACAUAGCGAAGACAUUUUAAAUGUAGGAACUACACUGAUUGCACUGUACUACGUGAGCAUUUCUAUAUUAUUCAAACUUUGUGUUGACAAAUGUGAUAUCAAGUUAAUAUAAUAAUUAGAAUGCGAAAUUAAUUAUCGUUUUAUCUAAAACUAAUUGAAAUCAAUAUGAGUUUUUCAGUUGACUUCAAUAGGUUGUGGAUCAAGCCUUCUAUAUUUUUAUUUGAUGUUAAGAGACGAAUGAAAAUAUCUCUAAUUUAUACACAGUAGUACUUGGUGCACUCCAUGAACAUGCUAUAGCUAAAUUCACCUAAGACUUUAUACCAUAAAAACUCCUAUUUCAUAUGCAGUCCCAUUGAUUAAACUGGGAAUAUCAUAGAAUAAAGCAUGACUCAUUAUGAGUAAGAGUAAGGGUAGCAGAAUCUGCCUCCUAUUUAAUUGGCACCAGGGAUUUUUGUUUCCUUUUUUUUUUUUAAUCUGUAAGAUGCAACUAUGAGAGUUGUAAAAGAAAAUGCCUAAAAUACUGUGUAUUAAUAAUAGAAGCGUUUUUCCCUAUACAUUUUGAAUAAUUUUACAGAAAUGUGGUCACCUUGAAUGUUGGUGGGUGCCAAACCCAAAGAAUAUUCUGCUAAACUUUCCCCCUCUGAUUAAUAGAUAUCUUAAUAUGCUAUAAUGAUGUUUCCAUAAGUGCUGUUGCUCAGGAUUGUACAUUAAAAUCCUACUUAUUCAAACCCAUUUAAAUCCAUCAAAGCCUUUCAUCUGAAUCUCUGUUAUCUCUAGGCAUGGAGCACUUAUUCAAUGAUUUUCUUCGUUACUCAAACAACCAUUUUAUUUGAUAAGUACUGAUCUCCCAAAAACUUUUCCGUCAAUUGGUUUUCCUUUUUGACUUCUUCAGAAAACAUUACUGCAAAAGGCACAGACAGCUCUGUCGAAGUACUGCUACACCGGGGCAGAACCCAAGUCCAACAAACUCAUGGAUAUUAGAAUGGUUCUUCAGGCAUGCCACCUGCAAAGUUCACCUUGCCUGCAUUAUCAAGUCCAGCCAUGCGUAUUUUGGAGGUGGUUCUGGUUAAUGUUGGAAAACAAACAUAUUAAAAUUCUGGCACUUCCACAGGAUUUUUUUAAGUCUACUCAGAGAAGCACAAAGUAUGAAGGCAAUUUGUUAUUGAUUUUAAUAGACUACUUUAUUUCCAUACAUGCUGAGUCAAACCAAACUUAUUGAAACUCCGGUGUUCAGAAAACGAACAUAUUAUUUUCAGUUAUGAAUAAUUGGUAAAUCAUCUAUCUUCAGUUUAAAAAAAUGGAGUUUUGCUAUCACUUUGAUACAGUAUGUAUCACUCAGUUUGCUGCGAAUAAGGCUUAUAAGAGUGUGUAGCUGAUGGGUUACCAAAGUAUUUCUACCAGUGUAUGCUCUACAAGGAGUUAUUGUUUUGGAGAAAGAAAAUUAAAUACAAUUUUCUGCACAAUGGUGAGUGCCAGUGCAUCUCAGUUGCACAGGAAGUGAAAAAUUACAAUUGUGGGAAACUUCCUCAUGGUGUUAAAUUCUUUUACACCAGGGUUCAUGGACUAACUGCUCUCCAGUUAGCAAAACCUAACCCCUUUCUGAGAGAAUGUUAAUUUAUGGUCCGGCCAAGGGGUAUAUGGGAGAGAAAAGAUUUAAUAUACCACUGUUAUAGCCAGAAAGAAAGAUAUUUUCUUGGUUGUAUUCACUACUGAUCCUCUCUUUUCACAUGGAAUACAGAAGAUUCCCAGUUAUUCUAGGAUUUAAAAUACAAUUUUAAACAUUUUUAUUUAUUGCAAUUUUGACUGCAUGUGAUUUUGCUUUUAGAUACCAGUGAAGUGGGAAGUUUGGAAACACAAACUAAUUUCUUUUAAAACAUCAUAAAACAGUAGUAUGUUUACAUUUCUAAGGAAAUAAAGUGUACUGGGAAGAGUUCUCCUAAAUCACUGUAACUUUUUCCCCAAAGGUGAAAACACAUAAAAUGUAUUAAUCUAGGAAAAGGCACUUCAGAAACAAUGAAACAUUUCAAGUUUGCUUUAAACCCAAUAGAUUAUAUUUAUGAGGAAAAGACACAGAAUUGCCAACAUUUGAAAUACCAUGCCUAGCAAUGUAUAGGUUCUAGUGACGUUGUACCAUAACAUCUGUAAUUUGAAUUUUUCCUUUGGAAUGUAAUGUAGGAAACACAAUUUAGCUAUGUCAACAAUAUCUUGCAAAGUGUUCCCAUUUAUAAUUAUUUAUAUUGUAAAUAGCUUUCUGAAGUAAAUUUGAAGUUAAUGUGCAUAAGAUGUAUUUAUUAUGUGAAGAUUUUUUUUUCGUUUAAAAUACAGUUACCAAUAUACAGA